AUGAUUUCGUUUUUAGCAUUUUUCGCCACAUGCAGAACAGAUCCAGCAGAAUAUAUCCGCUUUGAUGUUGUUCCUGGCAUUGGUGAAAAAGAUGUUUCAAGAGAUGACGAUCCAAUGCCAACUUCGAAAUACGCAUAUGUAACUUACUACUCAGGAGAUGAUCACUGGAGUCAUUACUUGCUCAGCGUAAUUGUCCUUGGUCAAACGCUCGCAUCUCUCAGUCCUAAAUACGAUAGAGUUCUUUUAAUUCCAUCAAAAAUGGAAUUUGAAGAAUCUGUUCUUAAAACAAUAAAAGAAUCAUGGACUCAUAUUAUACAUAGGCCUUUUAUUAAAUGGCCAUGCGAAACUAAAUUAGAAGAUCCAAGAGAUAAUCAUAUUUGGUUUAAAUUACAAAUUUUCAGCCUUUAUCAAUAUUCGAAAGUCUUAUAUAUCCCACCAAAUGCAUUAGUUGCUAAAGAUCCAUCAAUUGCUUUUUCAUUUGUUACACCUUCUGCUCCAUUGGAUUAUCAAACUUGGGGAUAUUCCCAUCUUGGUGCGGUUAGGAAUCUUGACUUCCUAGUAGUCACCCCCAGCCAAACUACACUCGACAACGUUACUACGAAAGGCUGCAACUGGAUUCAUCAACCAGUUGGAUAUUCUCGGGAAAUUAAUCAGGCAUUCAGAGGUGACCGCAAUAAGAAUAUUGGUCCAUAUGAUAACGGUCUCAUUGAAGAAUUUUAUUUCGGAAAAUUCACAACAAUUCCAAGUUUUUAUCAAUUCGAGUUAGUUAAAUCGAAAACUCCACUAAAAAAGACAGACCCGCGUAUAGUUACAUACAGAUUCCCACAAGGAACUAAGCCAUGGGACCAGGGACCAAACCAACAAUCCGAAAUUAUUUCAGACGCAUGGAUUAAAGUUGCCGUUCAAACACACGAAAACCUCAACCUUACUAUUGAUCUUGCGCGCUAUCAACUUUCAAAACCAACGCUUGAAGGCUCUGAUUUCAUUGCGAAAAAACUUUCAAAGCCACUCCCAGUUCCGAAGUACGUAGUUUACGAUUUUUACGAUGAAUUUGAAGAAACAAACGUAAUAAGAGAAAUUUUGAGAUACUCAUCACUUGUUAUUGGCGCUGUCAGCCUUGUUGCCUUUGCAAUUGCUGAUGCACCAAUGUCUACGAGAGAUCAACAGGAAGGCGGACUUAUGUCUGAAUCUGAAGAUAAUUAA
Messenger RNA from Trichomonas vaginalis G3, 1203 nucleotides. Its product is annotated as glycogenin subfamily member family. The transcript has a single exon. The record is from RefSeq and is a predicted model, not a curated record. NCBI's taxonomy places the organism in Eukaryota, Parabasalia, Trichomonadida, Trichomonadidae. Gene Ontology annotation, molecular function: glycosyltransferase activity. The coding region runs from base 1 to 1203 and encodes 400 amino acids.